AUGAAAUUUUUAAUAGCAAUAGAUGGUAGUGCAAAUUCUCAUAAAGCAUUUUUAAAGGCAAUGAAUUUAUACAAAGAAACAGAUACAAUUGUAUUACUUGUAGUUGUAGAUUUAGUACAUUAUAUGAUGUCAAAUACAAACUUUGAUAUGACAUUAAUUUCAGAUAUUAAACAAGGAAUGUUUGACAAUGGUGAUGCAUUAUUAAAGAAAUAUGAAGAUUUAGCAAGAAAUGAAUAUUUAAUUAAUAAUGUAGAAGCAAUACGUGUUGAGGGUACACCAAAAGAUAUUAUAGUUAAAGUAGUUGAAGAUAAAUCCAUUGAUGUUUUAUGUCUAGGUCGUGUUGGUCUUAUUAAUAAUGAUCAUAUAACAAUGGGUUCAACUUCAAAUUACUGCAUUAGAAAUUGUAAUUGUGAUAUUUUGGUUUGUCGUUAA
This is a messenger RNA of Dictyostelium discoideum AX4, 432 nucleotides long. RefSeq lists its product as hypothetical. The coding region runs from base 1 to 432 and encodes 143 amino acids. The record is from RefSeq and is a predicted model, not a curated record. The transcript is spliced from 2 exons. Lineage: Eukaryota; Evosea; Eumycetozoa; Dictyosteliales; Dictyosteliaceae.